AGAACAAAAAAAAAGAAGAAAGGGAAACAGCGUGUGAAGGGGAGAGGUCGCGUUCAUUGCUAAAGCAAACCCUUUGAGAAAGCGAGGGUUAGAGAGAGAGAGAGAGAGAGAGAGAGCGAGAGAGGGGGGAGAGAGAGGGAGGAGAGGGAUAAGAAGAGGUGGUCAAAGGUGGAGCUCUUUCCCUAGAUUUUCUAGGGAUCCGGAGGCGGAAGAAGCGGCGGAGGAGGGCGUAAUUGAAGUUAUUUGGGUGUGCAAGUUGGGAAUUUGCAUCUGGUUUGGGGCUUGGGAGGAUUGUUUGUGAUCACAUACACCUUAGGUCAUUGGCAAACAGAUCAUCAUUCGCUUGUUAACGAAAUAAAUGAAUUCACAGUCUUGAAUUCAAAUCCUCCAAGAUCUAUAUAUUGCAAGACACUAUGACACUUGAAGAUUUCUUUACUCUCACAGAGUUGAAGGAUGGUGUUUCUACUGUUUCGAGGAUUGAAGAGCUGGUCUCUGCUAUCGAAAAGCUAAAACAUUGUGCUGGUAAUAACAUGAGCGAUUCAAUAAGACAGUGGUCGGCAGUUGCAAAUACGUUAGCAUCCACGAAGAACACAGAGUGUCUUAAGCAUUUUGUUCAGUUAAAAGGGAUCUGUUUUCUCAGUCAGUGGCUUCAGGAAGCUCAGAAGUAUGGUAAUAAUGUUAGCGGUGAGGUCGCGGAGGAGUUCAUGAAAGUGCUUUUAGCAUUACUUGAACUGCUCCCAAUUGACAACGAACAGUCGAUUUCUUCUGGAAUUAAAGCUUCUGUUGAAGAACUGCUUUCCCAUGGGAAUGUCGAAAUCAAGGAGAAGGCAAAGCUGUUAUAUGAUAAGUGGUGUAGUGCAAAGGAUGAUGGUAUAAAAUGCUCUCCAGAGAAUAGGCAAACAGCUGAAGAGGUUGUAGGUACAAGGAAUGGUGAGCAUGAUCUCGCAGAUUCUGUAAAGGCUCAGUCUGAUCCAACUGUCUCAAGAUGUUCAAACAAUAAGAAAAGCAAUGCCUCAAAUAAUGGAAAAUUUUCUUUAUCGAAUCAAAUUCCUGAGCAGACUUCUUCAGAUUCCACUGGGGGGAAUGCUGUUUUAGGAGAUAGUCCUGCAACGUCUUUUCCGAAGAAGGAAACUUCUUUAGUUUCUAGUGAUAUUGAAAACUUUCAUGGUGAGACCUAUUUAAUGAGGACCAAAGAAGUAGAGCCUAUGAAUAUGACAACUGAGCCAAUAGAUAAGAAGUCAAGCAGGGCUACGGAAUAUGAUGAUGAUAUGGAUGCUUUGGAAGUUGCAGUGCAAGUUGCUAUUGAAGUCAAGCGGGAUGUAGUCGACUACCGAGAAGCUUCUUGUAGCUCUCCAGAGGUCAAUUCUGGAGACACAGGAAGUGCUUCUGAGCCCGAUGUUGAAGACUCCAAGCAAAGUCAACCAACUACACAGGAAAAUAACGGCAGAAAUUCAUCAUCUCUUAAAGAAGAUGGUUCAGGGAUCACAGAGAACCCCAGUUCCAAUAGCGUGAAACACGACCAAGAUUCGAACUUGACAUCCUGUACUCAGGUAUCAGAUUCUAAGUCUGAGAGGGACAGAUGUGGGUUUGAUCUUAAUGUGGAUUAUAAUUGCACUGGAGAAAUUGACUGUUCGAUGAAGCCUGUUUCUAAUGACCCUAUGGUAAGUUCUGCACCUAUUCUUGUUGCUGCUUCAAAAGGUGCUCCAGUAAUACCGCUUGCCGCUCUCCAGUUUGACAGUGGAUCGGGUUGGAAGGGCUCUGCUGCAACAAGUGCUUUUCGACCGGCUUCUCCCCGAAGGGCUUCUGAAAAACAGAAAGUUAGCUUUUCUGGAAUUGACUUAAAUGUGGUGGAAAGUGAAGAUGCCGUGACUGUUGAAGAUUCUUCUAUAGAAAUUGGUUCGAGAAGAGAGAAGAUUAACUUGGACCUUAACCAAAAUGGUGACCAGAGUCUCUCUUCCGCAUCUUCAUCAUCUUCAAGGCAACCUGUUUUUAGAGAUUUUGACUUGAACGAGAAUCUAUUUAACAUCGAUAACAGCGGUUCUCAUGCAACACAGGAACGAGAUAAGCUCAGUAACACUGCUGUCAUUACAAUCAUGGGUUCGAGAAUGGCUGUCGGUAGGAAUGACCUCCCAACCCAAACCCAAAAAUCUUUUCUGCCCAGCUGGCCAAAUACAGCGAGCCGAGAUGCUUUGCGAUCUCUGCCGCCUUAUCCUCACAUGCCGCCACACCUGGUUCCUAUUCCUCCUGCAUUCUACGUACAAGGAAGCAUCCCCUACAUGGUUGAUUCCAGAGGGACCCCCGUGGUACCACAAAUAGUGGGUCCAGGAUCGAACAAUGCCCCAUCCGUAAGGCCCCCUUUCACUAUUAACUUAAUGGGUGCACCCUUAUCAGAUCAAUUUGGAGUAUUUCGACCCGGUUUGCAUGCGAAUUAUGGAACAGCACCAGUUGAGAGUGGGACUAGGCCAUUGCUACAAAGGCAUAAUGGUUUGGUUGACGAACAUGGGAGAAGCGUGUCACAGCCUUCUAGUUCAGUGAUGUCAUUGAAGCGGAAGGAACCUGACUUUGGCUGGGGACAGCAUGAGUAUAAUUACAAAUAUGCCCCUUCACAGCAAUAGUCAUUCUUUCCUUCUGAUUUUUCUUCCCGGUAGAAGCCAUAAUUCAUCAUAAGGUGGCUUAAAUGGAUAGUCGAUCCAUCGAUAUUGUUCGUGGCUUAAAUGGAUAGUCGAUCCAUCGAUAUUGUUUGCUGAUUCGACGAGGUGGGAGAGGCUAAUAGCUAAAUAGAAGCCAGGUUAAUAUAUAAGUAUUAAGUUCUUAGCAAUAUCCGAAGGGUCGAAUUCAUUGCUCACAAGUAUUUGUAGGGUUGGUUGCUUCACAUGGCAUUCUUUGUUGUUGAUUUAUUAUAGAGGAGAUCAUAGCUUUAUAGUAGCACCUAUGCGCACAUCAAUAUUCUAAAUGAGUGAACGAGUCGUGAGUUUCCUUGUAUCUGGCUUUGAUCUGUAUGUACAGCAGAUAAACUAUCUUUUGAGUUUUCUUCUGUCAAAAUGCGGAUUUCGUUCUUUAUGUAUCUAUAGCAGGGGGUAUUACCAGCUAUACCAUUUUGUUUGCUCGUAAUGGAGAUUAUAUUGGCUAUUUACAGUCCGAGUUUGGCGUAAAUGACUUUUGGAUUUAUCUGGAAGGAACUCUUGUGGUGUAAUCUUUUGUAGUAACAAGAGCUACCACACAUACUGAUUUAUGCUUUUGCCACCUCAAAGUUGCGUUGAUGCUGAUACUGGAACCACCAGGAAUUUUGCUUGAUCAAUAGGCAAAACACCAGUGUGCAAAAGUGAGCAACUGCUGACACCAUGUCACAGGUGAAACUGAUUUGUUUUUAUAAUCCAAGUAAACUCAGAGCCAGUGUUUGGUUGA
Ananas comosus (pineapple) is the source of this 3405-nucleotide messenger RNA. RefSeq lists its product as uncharacterized. Lineage: Eukaryota; Viridiplantae; Streptophyta; Magnoliopsida; Poales; Bromeliaceae. Bases 414 to 2615 code for a protein of 733 amino acids. The transcript is spliced from 3 exons. The record is from RefSeq and is a predicted model, not a curated record.